GAUACAUUUCCUCUACGCAUGCGUAUUAUUUUAGUUCCAACAUGGACGAUGGAAUUGACAUAUCGACGAGUGCUGAAACAAAUGCCCACUGUUCUAAGUCCGUUUACACAUCGAUUUCUCUCACUCACGUGCAAUAUACCAAAGGUGAUUUCAUCGGUUUUGUCCUUGCAUGGUCGAGUCUGGUGCCAUUCUGUUUGUUAGUUGCCUUUGUCACUUUGAUCGUUUUCCGACGUGAUAUACACACGAUUUCCUACUUUGUAGGUUUACUGCUGAAUGAAGCUGUUAACUGGAUACUCAAACAUACCAUAAGGGAACAAAGGCCAUCUAGAGAUAUAUCAGUGCUGUUCACCGAAUAUGGCAUGCCAUCCAGUCACUCACAGUUCAUGUACUUCUUCGCCACAUACCUGGUUUUCUUUUUGUUGAUACGGGUAUAUCGGAACUACAAUUGGAUGGAUGACUUGUGGAAGUAUGCACUGAUUGUGGGCGGCUAUUUAUGUGCAACUCUGGUAGCUUAUAGCAGGGUAUAUCUCGGCUAUCACACAGGCAGCCAGGUGAUAUGGGGUGGAGUUGUGGGACUUGUCCUUGGUUGUGUUUGGUUUGCAUUUGUUCAGGCCAUCCUCACUCCAUUCUUUCCGUAUUUAGCAGGAAGUCGACCAGGAGAGUUGUUGAUGUUGCGAGACUCCACGUUAAUACCACACGUGCUCUGGUUUGAAUACACCUCCUCACGCUCAGAGGCCAGGAAUCGACAGCGGAAGUUGACAUCUCGGAAAUCCCAAUAGAUGUGUUCUAGUAUUUUUAACUAUUCUACAAUUGGCCAUGUUUUAAAAAUCAUGUUUUAUAUUUCACCAUUUUCAUAAUUUAAAGUAUGCGUGUUGUAACUGUUAUAGCCAUGUCUUAAUUUCUUAGCUCAUUUUAUUUAAAAUUUUAAUUGUUGUACACAGUUUAGGAUUAUUAAAGAAUAUUUGAACUUGUCA
This is a messenger RNA of Dreissena polymorpha, 974 nucleotides long. Its product is annotated as dolichyldiphosphatase 1-like. Gene Ontology annotation, cellular component: intracellular membrane-bounded organelle; endoplasmic reticulum membrane. Gene Ontology annotation, biological process: lipid biosynthetic process; protein N-linked glycosylation. NCBI's taxonomy places the organism in Eukaryota, Metazoa, Mollusca, Bivalvia, Myida, Dreissenidae. The transcript has 8 exons. The coding region runs from base 42 to 779 and encodes 245 amino acids. The record is from RefSeq and is a predicted model, not a curated record. Gene Ontology annotation, molecular function: dolichyldiphosphatase activity.